Messenger RNA from Uncinocarpus reesii 1704, 603 nucleotides. RefSeq lists its product as uncharacterized. The transcript is spliced from 2 exons. Gene Ontology annotation, cellular component: EMC complex. Gene Ontology annotation, molecular function: protein binding. The coding region runs from base 1 to 603 and encodes 200 amino acids. The record is from RefSeq and is a predicted model, not a curated record. NCBI's taxonomy places the organism in Eukaryota, Fungi, Ascomycota, Eurotiomycetes, Onygenales, Onygenaceae. Gene Ontology annotation, biological process: protein folding in endoplasmic reticulum.
AUGAACCUGAGACUUUCAGAUAAUGAGGCGCUGCUGGACCUUUCCCGGCGAGCCACGUCCUUUCUAACCGCCCAUCCUCCGGGCUUGAGUCGGCUCCCGUCCUUUUUGUUUGGGAAGCCGGAGACGCCACAGCUCUGGAUGGACUACGAAGAUGUACUCCUAGCCUCCUUAGCAGCUGGCAACGACAAGUCGUCAUUGGAAUCGCUAAACCGCAUUACAAGCCGGUUUGGCUCUACGAAUGAUCGAGUAAUUGGACUACAAGGGCUUUGUGACGAAGCGCUUACCGAAAGUGACGAAGCGUUGGAGAACGUUCUUGAAGGCUAUGAGACCGUCCUAAAGGAUAACCCCGUAAAUGUGCCCGUUUUAAAGCGCCGUAUUGCCCUCCUGCGUGCCAUGGACCGCCCAGCGGAGGCGGUUUCCGCUCUUGUCGAGUUUCUGGAUGCGUUCCCUACAGAUGCCGAUGCUUGGUCGGAGCUAUCAUGUCUCUAUCAAAGUCAAGGGCUGUAUUCGCAGGCUAUUUUUUGUCUUGAGGAGUCCCUUCUUAUCUCGCCAAAUGCAUGGAAUGUAUGGUGGACCCCUCUGUUCAACCUAUAUCAUGGCUGA